Molecule: messenger RNA, 1674 nt
Organism: Peniophora sp. CBMAI 1063
Lineage: Eukaryota; Fungi; Basidiomycota; Agaricomycetes; Russulales; Peniophoraceae
Source: the annotation of a GenBank genome assembly
AUGCUAUCUCGUCUCCACCCGUCACCCACGCGAGCCGCGCGCUGGCGCACGCUACCUUGGGCAGAAAGCACUAUUUCUCCGCCCACAACCCCUGUCCGCUCCUUGAGCACGAUGACCAGCCCAAAAGCUGAGCACUCGCGAGUGAAGUCGCGUCUUCGACUUGGGAUAGCUGGUGUGUCCGCGCUGAGCUUCGGGGCUGGUAUCAUGCUCGGCCGCCGCGAAAGCGCUGUCAAUUGUAGUCAACCUCCCGAUGCGAGGAUACAUUAUGGCGGGCCUCACGAAUUGAAAGCCGUACAAGCCGCGCUCAAAAACGCGUUUCACGAUCGCCCGCAGCUAGUGUCCACGGACGCGUCCGACGUUGACGUCCACGCGACUUGGUUCACAGCACGCGAAGGAGUCAUUCCUCACAACGUCAUCGUCUAUCCGGAGUCGACUGAGGACGUGGUCAAUAUCGUCGAGCUCGCGAAGAAGCACCGGGUUCCGGUUGUGCCGUACUCGGGAGGCACCAGCAUGGAAGGCCACACGACCGGAACGAUGCAUGGUAGCAUAUGCGUUGACAUGUCGCAGAUGAACAAGAUCAUCGAGAUACACGAGGCAGACUCGGACGUCGUAGUCCAGCCAGGGUUAGGGUGGAUGGCCCUGAACGACGAGUUGAACGAAAAGGGGAUCCCGCUCUUCUUCCCGCUUGAUCCAGGCCCAGAUGCGACACUGGGAGGCAUGUUUAGUACUGGAUGCUCAGGAACCAAUGCUGUUAGAUACGGUACAGCUCGAGCAGAAUGGUUUCUCAACGCUACCAUCGCGCUACCUUCUGGUGAAGUCAUCAAGACCAGGCGACGCUCACGCAAGUCAUCUGCUGGCUGGGAUGUGACAAAACUCUUCAUUGGCGCAGAAGGGACGCUCGGGAUCGUAACAGAGCUCACUGUUCGCUUGGCUCCUGUGCUACCCACAGGUGUCGGGAUUGUCAGCUUCCCGAACGUUCGCAAGGCUUGCGAUGCGGUGAAUGAAUUACUGAGCCGUGGUGUUGGCAUGCAAUGUAUCGAACUACUGGAUGCCUACCAGAUGCGCGCUCUCAACAAUUAUCACGCCUCUUCGGACAAGUACGCGAUCGCCGAUCACCUAUUCCUCAAGCUUCAAGGUGCAACUCUCGGCGCUGUCGCAGAAUCAGAAGCACUCGCUCGUGAAAUUACUGCGAAGCAUGGCGGCGAGAACUGGAUAUCCGCGAGAGGUGACGAGGCGCAAAGCAUGUGGGAUGAUAGGAAGAUCGCCCCCUACGCAAGUGCGAAGUUGUAUGGUACUCCCGGGGCGAAAGCCUGGGCAACAGAUGUAUGUGUUCCCAUCUCGAAGCUCCCUCAGCUCGUAGAAGAGGUUAGGGAAGAUAUGGACAAAGCCGGCGUCUUCGGUACCAUCCUAGGUCAUGCGGGAGACGGUAACUUCCACGCCGGAAUCUUUUACAGCACUCCAGAGGAAGAGAAGGCCGCAAGAGAAGUCGUGCACAGGAUGGUCAAGCGUGCGCUCGCCCUCGACGGAACAUGCACAGGAGAGCACGGAGUCGGGAUUGGCAAGCGCGAAUACUUGGUCGAAGAGCUCGGCCCUGGAACAGUGCGAUUAUUGAAGACCGUCAAGCGUACACUGGACCCCUUAGGGAUAAUGAAUCCAGGAAAGUCCUUGCGGUAG